CGCCAGGAAGCAUUAUAGCGUCCCCAUCACCCCCCAAUGCCUCCCCAGCACCUCCCUCCUCACCUGUAACGUCCAACCCCCAGCCUGGCGGCCUGUCAACAGCAGCCAUUGCGGGCAUUGCUGCGGUUUCUGUGCUGCUGCUGCUGGUGCUGGUUGGUGCGCUGGUAUGGUGGAGGGGCUACAAGAAAGGUGGAGCAGAAGGAGCAGCAACAGCAGUUAAGGAGAGCAAGGAUGUGUUAUUGAGGGAUAUUGAUG
Molecule: messenger RNA, 255 nt
Organism: Closterium sp. Yama58-4
Lineage: Eukaryota; Viridiplantae; Streptophyta; Zygnematophyceae; Desmidiales; Closteriaceae
Source: the annotation of a GenBank genome assembly